This is a messenger RNA of Mytilinidion resinicola, 4185 nucleotides long. RefSeq lists its product as uncharacterized. Gene Ontology annotation, molecular function: lipid binding. The record is from RefSeq and is a predicted model, not a curated record. Lineage: Eukaryota; Fungi; Ascomycota; Dothideomycetes; Mytilinidiales; Mytilinidiaceae. The coding region runs from base 1 to 3810 and encodes 1269 amino acids. The transcript has 5 exons.
AUGUCUGGCAACGAAGACAGCGAGACGACCCGGCGUGACUACCGGCCGGGCUAUACACCACAUCACCAGAUCCCGACGAUCCAGAAGUACCGGGAAGAGAAGGCGCAGAGGAAAGAAGAUUAUGGCCCUCCACAAGACGAGACAGACGCGCCGAGUAGGACACAACAGCUUGGAGACACAUGGAACAAAUACCGUCAUGGAGAAGAGACUAACGAUUCGGAUGCGUCGAAGCAACCGUACCAGAGCGAGAAUAAGAACAAGAUGGGACAGGAGUCAACGCAGGCAGAAGACCAUGCAAACGGAGACUAUACACAGGGUGCCGGCUCAGAGACCAAAACGGAGCAGGAGGACAGCGAAGACCAUGCGCAGGGGGACUAUACACAAGGUGCCGGCUCAGGUGUCAAAACAGAGCAGGAUAGCAAAGACGUUAAAAACCCAGACGUCGCCGAGGACACAUCCCAAACCACAUAUGCCCAGAUGGAUCCGAGGCAGAAACGCAAAGAUAUGCAAAAGCGCUCUGACGACCGUAUAGAACGCGAAGUCACGGACCCCGUCACGCAUCUGCCCGUUACAAUUCACGACUUCACAAUCAAAGACUUGAAGCAUACGCCGCAGAAUGGACCACCGGCAGGCGAAGAACCGCGUUCAGCAACUGGUGGUGCAAAUAAGAAUAAAGAUGAUGGGCAAUUGGGCAAGGAACGAGAUGAAAUGCAGCAAAGCCAUGAAGAGAUAGAGGCGCUAUUCCCGCCGCCAGAGUUUGAAGCCGCCAGGGAGGAGAUCGCGUAUGUGUAUAAGACUGCUGUGACGAUCGGCAUAGGGCUUGUGUCAGCCGCUCUCACAUCUAUCAUUCUCCUCUUCCAGCUCACGAAAAAUUCCACAGGCGUUUCGAGAGUGAUCCUUUCAGCCAUUGAAGGAGCCCUCGCUUUGGCUAGCUCUGUGGCCGUUAUCAUGGGCAUGCGGCAAUGGACCGAGAAUAGGAUCAAGGGUGUCUGGGAAACAGAAGUUUGGAAUGCAGAAAGGCAGCAGGGAAAGAAACAGGCGAAUUCCCAGACGCCAGAGUCGACGCAGUGGCUCAACUCUCUAAUGGCCUCCAUUUGGCCACUCGUCAACCCAGAUCUAUUCACGAGCGUGGCGGAUACAUUGGAAGACGUCAUGCAAGCUAGUUUACCACGCAUGGUAAGAAUGGUCAGUGUGGAUGACAUUGGCCAAGGGAGUGAGGCUCUACGUAUUCUUGGUGUCCGGUGGUUACCAACUGGUGCGGCCGCAAGAUCAGUAACAAAAGAUGGCAAACUGGACGAAGGUGAAGGGGAGGGUAAGAGUGAUCGCACUGUGCCAGGACAAGGGGAGCUCCAAGAGAAACCGGAUGGCGGUAAUUCUAAGGGCCAAAAUGACGAUGGCGAUGGCGAGAAGGAAAAGGAGCAAGGUCAGAGUGUUGCAGAGGGUAUGGAAGCCGAAGAAGGUGAUUUCGUUAAUGUAGAAAUUGCAUUCGCAUAUCGACCUCGGACCGGCAAGAAGGGUAUGAGGAAUAGGGCAAACAACGCUCAUCUCUAUCUUGCCUUUUAUCUCCCGGCCAAUAUCAAGCUCCCUGUCUGGGUCGAAUUACAUGGCAUCGUCGGAACCCUCCGACUUCGACUCCAACUCACACCUGACCCACCAUUCUUCUCUCUAUGCACACUCACAUUCCUUGGACAGCCAAAAGUAGACUUAUCGUGCAUACCAUUGCUCAAGAAAGGACCAAACAUCAUGGACCUGCCGCUCAUUUCGAAUUUCGUGCAGAGUUCCGUGGAUGCAGCUAUGGCUGAAUACGUAGCCCCAAAGAGCUUAACGCUCGACCUGAAAGACAUGCUUGUUGGCGACGACUUCAAGAAAGACACUACUGCUCGCGGCGUGAUAGUCGUUACAAUCAAGCGCGCUUUCGAUUUCAAGGAAGGCGAUCCUGGCAUCGCCAUGAUCAAAGAUGGUUCCGCGGACCCAUACGUCUCUGUAGGAUGGGCCAAAUUCGGAAAGCCCGUCUGGUCUACUCGAGUCAUCCUAACUGAGAUGCACCCGCACUGGGAAGAAACUGCUUACAUACUUGUCUCACCCGAGGAACUCAAUGUGGAUGAGCGUCUUCGUGUACAGUUAUGGGAUUCGGAUCGUUCAACGGCAGACGACGAUCUCGGCCGUAUUGAGCUCGAUAUCAAAAUGCUCAUGCGCGAUCCCCACUCAAACGGGAAGAUGUGGGACCGGCAAGAUGGCUUCAAGGCGCUUAAAGCUGGAGAAGGUAUGCCGGGUAAGCUGGACUGGAGCGUCGGCUACUUUUCUAAGCAGCGAAUUACGGACAAUCAACUCGCGGAGCAAGAUGAAGACCCUGGUGUUAAAAAUAUCGAUCAACUUAAGAAGAAAGUAUAUGAGGAGAGUGGGCGAAAAUUGCGCGAGGCCUCGAAAGAUGAGUCUGCUGAGAUUGAGCAACAGAAGGCUCAAGAUUUAAAGACACGUCAAGAUGAACUCAUCAUCGCCUCGCCUCCAGCGUCUGACUACCCCACUGGUAUUCUAUCCAUCCAAAUUCACCAAAUCACCGGUCUUGAGCUCGAAGCCAUCAACAAGAACAAAGCGAGCAAGAAUGAGAGCGGAACAGAUGAAGAGGAAGACGGAGAUGACCUCCCAAGCGCUUAUUGCACCAUCAUCCUCAACCAUCAGAAGAUUUUCCGUACACGAACGAAGCCCAAGAACUCGAAGCCUUUCUUCAAUGCCGGUUGCGAACGCAUGAUCCGCGACAUUCGUACCUCCGAAGUCCACAUCUCCGUCCGCGACUCCCGAGUCCACGAAGACGACCCCCUCCUCGGCAUCAUCUACCUUCCCCUAGCUAAAGUAUUCGCAAAACGUUCCCAGAUCAACGGCUUCUUCCCCUUAGCUGGUGGUAUUGGUUAUGGCCGCGCUCGCGUCUCUCUCGUGUUCCGCUCCAUCCAACUCCAGGCUCCCCGAAAUAUGCUAGGCUGGGACUACGGUACCGUAGAGAUCGGAUCUGAAGCCAAGUCUAUCGGUCUACCAAAAGAGCUCGAAGGACUGCGACUGAAAACCCGAAUUGGGAGCGCCAAAGGAAAGAUGCAGGCCCAAGGCGGUACGUGGAAGGCCAAGGGUGGCCGAUCGAUUAAACUCGCUGUCCGGAAGCGAUACACCGCUUCUCUUAUCGUCGAAUUCCGUACCGCGUCGUCGUGGCGGGAUCACACGCCCGCAUUCGCUGUGCUCUGGCUCAAAGACAUCCCAGAUGACGAGGAGCAGACCAUCAAGGUCCCCGUCUGGAAAGGCGACAUGAAGCGCGCGGAGCACAACUGCCUUCCAGAAUCCGGCACCAAGGUCGGGGAGAUCGAGCUAAAGAUCACUUUUUGGAGCGGGCUGGGCGCAUUCCACAGCAAGCUCGCCUCGAAAGACACGAAUCUGAGCGAUGUCAUGGAGGUGCUGGAUACUUGCCAGGACGACGACGAUACGGACUUCACAGACGGUGCACACCACGAGGCUGAGGCUGAUAGCACUGAUACUAGCAGUAGUAGUGAUUCGAGCUCGGAUGACGAGGGCGAGGCGACGCCGACGACGCGGAGUGGAGCGAGUACUGAUAGUCUGGAGAGUAAUGGAAAGAGGGGCACGAUUGAUCAGAUUAAGGAUUAUAGGGGGCAUAAGAAGCAGUUACAUCGGAAGAAUCGGGGGAUCAUGCAGUGGAAGGGACCGCGAACACUUCAAUGGAUGAAACAUAAAAUUGACCAUGCGGAGGAAAAGAUCACCAGUCAGCUCAAGCAUUCUGAGCGGGACACGGGAAUUGAGACGGAAGUAUAAUUUUAAGCAGCGUUGGAAAGCUCGGAAAGAAUGCGGGUUGGAGUUUGGGACCUAUUCCUUGCCUCCUACUAAUGAACCAGUCUAUGCAUCAAGGGAUAGGUAUCAAAUUAGCUUGGUCAAGCUGGGAUUCUAUUGAGUAUGGCUGGCGCUGGGUCUUUUCAUAUUCUCAUAGGGGUUGGCACCGCAAAAUUGCUAGUCAUCUGGUAUUAAUGCAGAUUCAUGUGAACGUUGAUCAAGACUAAAUGGUAGUGAGGUCGUACUGAGUACAGGAUUGGAGUGUUCACUUCUGCUGUUGGGACGAGAGAGGUCUUCGGCCCUUACACUGCCCGAGUAGGUACCCUUUGUAGAGCCUGAUAAUGGAGAACGUCUGUUUAC